GACUGGGACUUGCAAUGGAAUUGCAACCUGACAUGCCCCAUGUGUGUGCAGAGCAGGCGCUGGCCAUGGUGGGACACAGGCAACCUUGUGUGCAGGCCUUUACACGAAUGGUCAAAGUGUGGAAGCAGGGAUGCACUGCACAUCGGUGGUGCGUUGGGUAUGAGAGGAGGACUGGUUACUACACUGCUUAUAGACAGGUGUACAGUUUAGAGCUCCAGACCAUCUACAAGUGCUGCGUAGGAUGGAACCAACAAAACGAGGAGCCAGGUUGCUUACACCCCACAUGCUCUGUUGGUGCAUGUUUCAAUGGAGGCAAAUGUACCGAAGGCAUCUCUCAAGUGUGUCACUGUCCAGAGGGAUUCCAGGGUUCACAAUGUCAGUAUGAUGUGAAUGAGUGUGCCAAGGAUAAUGGAGGGUGUCAAGACCAGUGUUGUAACACCAUUGGCAGUUAUUACUGCAAAUGCCCAACGGGACAGAGACUUGAAGCUAAUGGGAAAUAUUGUGAAGAUGUUGAUGAAUGUUCUGUGGUUAAUGGAGGCUGCCAACAAAAUUGUAUCAACACCAAAGGAUCCUUUUACUGUGAAUGUGAGCCUGGCUAUAAGAUCCAUGCAGAUGGUCGCACAUGUAUCUCUAUCAAUUCCUGUUCUAUGAACAAUGGUGGUUGUGAACAUGAGUGCGUGCAGAUCAGUGAAAGCCACUACCAGUGCAAAUGCCGAUGGAACUACCAGCUGACAGGAGACGGGAAACAUUGUGAAUUGAAAGAUCCGUGUCACGACAGAAAUGGUGGCUGUGGCCACAUAUGCCGCAACAAAGCUGGAAUUGCACAGUGUGAAUGCAAUCCUGGAUAUCAGCUGUCGGUGAAUGGGAAGAGCUGUGAUGACAUUAAUGAGUGCACCACAGGAAUUGCAAUGUGUGCUCAUCAGUGCAUCAAUAUCCUGGGAUCAUUUAGCUGCAUCUGUAACCCUGGAUUUGAGCUGGGUGCUGAUGGGAAACAGUGUUAUCGUAUUGAAAUGGAGAUUGUGAACAGCUGUGAGAGGAACAAUGGUGGAUGUUCUCACCACUGUGAACACACAACCACUGGACCUUCCUGCUCUUGUAAUCAGGGAUACAUCCUGGACUCUGAUGGGCACACAUGUCUUGAUUCCAAUGAGUGUGAGACUGGCACAGCUUGCUGUGCACAAGACUGUAAUAACAAUCCUGGAGGCUAUGAGUGCAGCUGUCAAGCAGGGUACCGGCUGAACAUGGAUGGAUGCAGCUGUGAUGAUGUAGAUGAGUGCUCAGCAGACAAUGGUGGCUGUGACCAUCUGUGUAUAAACAUCCUCGGAUCCUUUCAGUGUAUAUGCCAGGAAAGAUACAGGCUGGAUACAGACAGGAAGAGCUGUACUUCUCUUGAUGAUGAAUUUGAAGGGGAUUUGGAUGAAGAGGAGGAAGAGAUAGAACUGGUCAGAUUCCGGGGUAUGCUGUUGAGGGCCCCUCCACAGCUUCUUCACUACAAGCCCUCGCUGACACCCUUGUACCAGGAGGAUUUGAGGAGUGAACUCAGACUAGUCCAUAAAAUCAUUUGCUUGGAUAACACCUUUGGCAAUGACUGCAGCCUCACCUGUGCUGACUGUAUGAACGGAGGCCUCUGCAAUGCUGAGGGAGAUGGUUGCAGCUGCCCUGCAGGGUGGGCAGGUCUCAUCUGCAAUGAAACCUGUCCCCAGGGUACCUUUGGGAAGGACUGCAAUAACAUCUGUAAGUGUCAGAAUGGAGGAUCGUGUGAUGCAGUCACAGGGACAUGCCACUGCCCACCUGGAAUUGGUGGAGAAUUUUGUGAAGAUGGCUGUCCAAAAGGAUUCUUUGGAAAAAGCUGUAACAAGCGAUGUAACUGUGCUGGCAAUGGCUACUGUCACCGUUUCUAUGGGGCUUGUUUGUGUGACCCUGGCCUGUAUGGACGCUUCUGUCAUUUACCAUGUCCCAAGUGGGCAUUUGGACCUGGCUGUUCCAUAGAAUGUCAAUGUGUGCAGGCACAUGCAACUGGCUGUGACCCCAAAAAUGGCACCUGUAUUUGCAAACCGGGUUUCCAGGGCCUUGGAUGUGCAAGAGAUUGCAGCCCUGGUUUCUAUGGUGCUGGCUGUAAAUUCCAAUGUAACUGCGCGGUUGGUGUGCCAUGUGACCAAGAGACUGGCGAGUGUCAACACCAGUGCCCACCAGGGUUCCACGGAGAGGGAUGUCUACUGACUUGUGACUCUGGAAGAUUUGGGAUUAAUUGCAGACAGAAUUGUGACUGUGGAGGGGCUUCUUGCAACUCAAGAACUGGACAGUGCAUCUGCCCUGCUGGUAAAAUGGGACUGAGGUGUGAAGCAGAUUGCCCAACUGGUCACUGGGGCAUAAACUGCCAGUUCUCUUGUGAAGUCUGUGAAAAUGGAGGCGCUUGCAACAAGGAGUUGGGGACAUGUGACUGUCCGGCUGGAUUCACGGGAUCAUUGUGCCAGGAUGCUUGCUCUCCGGGUUAUUACGGGCCGGCUUGUCAGCAUCCCUGCCACUGUGAAAAUGGCACCCUGUGUAACAGUGUAACUGGUGACUGUAUCUGUGGGCCAGGGUGGAUGGGGCCUGACUGCAAAACAGCUUGUGAUGUGGGCCGAUGGGGAAAAGGCUGCAAGGACUCGUGUGACUGCAACAGCACUGAUGGGAGCUGUGACCCUGUGACUGGCCACUGUCUGUGUGAGGCAGGGUAUACAGGGGACCGCUGUGAAUACAAGUGCCCUGGUGGAAACUAUGGUCCACGAUGUGAAUCCAUCUGCCGGUGUGAAAAUGGAGCGGCUUGCGAUCAUGUCAGUGGGGCAUGCACUUGUGCAGCUGGAUGGAUGGGAACCUUCUGUGAAAGAUCCUGUCCUGACCAGCGAUAUGGUGGGGGCUGCAGCCAACAUUGUGAUUGCUACAAUAAUGCGACGUGUGAUCAUGUGACUGGCCAGUGCCUCUGUCCUUCUGGAUGGACAGGAAUCACGUGUCAACAACGAUGCCCUACUGGUUUCUACGGAAUGAACUGCCUGCAGCCCUGCGUAUGCAGGGACUCGGCCCAGUGCGAUCCCGUGAGUGGAACGUGCACCUGCCCCAAAGGGUGGACUGGUAUCGCUUGUGAGCUGGAGUGUGAAGAUGGAUGGUUUGGAGAAGGAUGUCAGCAACAUUGCAGCUGCAGUAAUGGGGGUACCUGCGACCGACGCUCCGGAGAAUGCACUUGCAGACCCGGCUGGAUCGGAGAAAGGUGUCAAACUUCUUGCCCAGCAGGAUACCACGGAGAGCACUGUGAGGAAAGAUGCGAGUGUGAAAAUGCCAUUUCCUGCCAUCAUGAGACUGCAGUUUGCCAGUGCGCCCGAGGCUGGCGGGGGAAGAGGUGCGACAAACCCUGCCUGCCUGGUUACUAUGGAGAAGACUGUGACCAGAGAUGUGAGUGCUUGCCUGGCAUUGCCUGUAACCAUGUGACCGGAGAGUGUGGUUGUCCUGCUGGAUUCACUGGCAAUGGUUGCGAAGAAAGUUGUCCUCCGGGCACCUAUGGGCAGGACUGCAACCAGGUGUGCCAGUGCUCAGGAGUGAAUGAAGAAUGCCAUCCUGUUACUGGCCGCUGUACCUGUCUUCCUGGCUACCAUGGGGCACAAUGUGAUCUCCGAUGUCCGGAGGGAACCUAUGGCCCAUACUGCCGAGAGAGAUGUAAAUGUCAAAACGAGGGCCGGUGUGACACGGUGACUGGAACCUGCAGCUGUCCUCCUGGAUUUAUUGGAGCUGAUUGCACGAUUGCUUGUCCAGAAGGUUAUUACGGGAAAGACUGUAUGAGGCUAUGUGACUGUGGUAAAGAAGGUCGAUGUGACCCUGUGACAGGAAAAUGCCUGUGUCGGUCAGGUGCAGUGGACCCCACUUGUCAAAAAGGUUGUCCAAAGGGAAGAUUUGGACAAAGCUGUCUGCAAGUCUGUACCUGUCACAACAAUGGAGUCUGUAACCCAGAAGAUGGAACAUGUUCCUGUGGACUUGGAUGGACUGGUACUCAUUGUGAGAAAGAAUGUCUUGCUGGAAAAUAUGGAGCUAACUGCCAGCUGGAAUGUUUGUGUUUGAAUAAUGGAACCUGCGAUCGGUUCACCGGCAGCUGCCAGUGUUUGGAAGGUUUCUAUGGUCCUCAGUGUGAACACAGUUGUCCUCUGGGCUUUUAUGGCUUGGUCUGUGCUCACUCCUGUGACUGUAAGAAUGGUGCUGCUUGUGAACCCAUCACAGGCCAUUGCAUCUGCCCACCUGGCUACCAAGGUGACUACUGUGAAAAAGCUUGCGACACUGGAUACUUUGGGGACAGAUGUCAGAAGAUUUGUGACUGUGAAGGCAUCACAUCAUGCCAUCCUGUAACAGGGAAGUGCUUCUGCCCACCUGGCAGAACUGGAGAUCGAUGUGAUACAGAAUGUCGACCGAACCGAUAUGGGCCUAACUGCUCCUUGACCUGCCAUUGUGCAAACAAAGCUCACUGUAACUCUCGUAAUGGAAAUUGUGCAUGUCCUUUCCAAUGGAUGGGGCCAACCUGUGAAGAAGGUGGUCCUCUUCGGUCGGUGAACUCCUAUCACAGUGUAUGGUCGCAAGGGCAUCGUCUGCCGAGAGGUGUCCGUCGCUCAUAGUUUGCUCCAGGACUUUUUCUUUCAAACAAUUUGUUUACAUCUGAAGAUUUACUCAAAGCAUCAGGAAAUAUUACGAACUACGGAGUAACAAACCUGAAUUUAUCUGCACAUAUGUUCAGGUGACCCCAAAGGAUAACAGAAGGGUACUCCU
Pristis pectinata (smalltooth sawfish) is the source of this 4782-nucleotide messenger RNA. Its product is annotated as multiple epidermal growth factor-like domains protein 6. The coding region runs from base 15 to 4631 and encodes 1538 amino acids. The record is from RefSeq and is a predicted model, not a curated record. NCBI's taxonomy places the organism in Eukaryota, Metazoa, Chordata, Chondrichthyes, Rhinopristiformes, Pristidae. The transcript has 37 exons. Gene Ontology annotation, molecular function: calcium ion binding; scavenger receptor activity; protein binding.